AUUCCUAUCUCUCCAGUUCAUCUCCAACAAAGCACAAGCCAAAAGGCACUUCUCUUCUCUGGUCUAUAUCUCAUCUCAAUAAUAAAAAUAGUAAAUUUCUGAAGAAAAACAAAAAGCAAUUAAAAAAAUCUCUCUAAUACGCCAUUAAAGGAAGUAAGAAAGAACCAAAAAGAAAAACAAGGGACGAAAGGGAAGAGAAAAUAGAAAAGAAAAGAAAAGAAAGACGUGUGGAAAAGUUAUAAAGAUCCCCUUCUGUCGUUUUCUUCUUUGUGUGGAAACAUGUGGAGAGCACUGAAGAUUCUAGAAUUAGGGUUUGGAUUUUAUAAAAAACUGUAACGGUGGAUGCUCCACGUCUGUUUUAUAUUCAUUCCUCUCUCUUACUCUCUCAUUAUUAAAGGAAACGGGAUCGGAAACCUGAAACUGGAAAUUUCGUGAGUUCUGUGGGUUUCUUUUCGUUUCUGAAAGAGGAAAGAGGGGAGUUAGGGUUUGAUUUUGGUUUUUGUUAUUUCUGCGGUUUGGAUUUGAGAUUUGAAUGAGCUGCAGAGAUUCGAUGUUUUUUGGCUUGUUUUAGUGAAGAAGAUUUCCAAUUUGGUCAGAAUCUAGGGCGGAGAAUCUUAAAGUUCCGAAAUUUUGGGGCGUUUUGCUUUAAGAAACGAAGCGUUUUGCUCGUUUCAGCUACAGAACUUGGAAUUCAGGUGGAAUUCUAGGGUUCCUGUUGAAGAACAAUAUCUCUCUGUUUUCUUACUGCUUGUAACAGGAAGCAGAGACUGCAUUGAAUCCAAGGUUUUAAACUCAUUUGAUCGAAGGUUUUGAACUGAAGACUUUCAAAACGACGGCUCUCUGCAUUGAGAUUCGGCCAUUUUCUCUGAUUCUUGCAUAGAGACUCACUUGGAAUUCUGAAUACAGGAAAGAGACGGUUCCAUUGUAGUUCAGCUAAAAUGGUAACGAGAACAGUGGACCUCCGAUCCGACACGGUCACCAAACCCACCGAAGCUAUGCGGGCCGCGAUGGCAAAUGCUGAAGUUGAUGAUGAUGUCUUGGGUUUUGAUCCGACUGCCGCCCGUUUUGAAUCAGAGAUGGCGAGGAUCAUGGGCAAGGAAGCGGCUUUAUUCGUUCCUUCAGGCACCAUGGGAAACCUCAUAAGCGUGCUUGUUCACUGUGAGGUUAGAGGAAGUGAAGUUAUUCUUGGAGACAACUGUCAUAUCCAUAUAUACGAAAAUGGAGGCAUUUCGACAAUUGGAGGUGUACAUGCCAAGACUGUAAAGAAUAAUGCAGAUGGAACAAUGGACAUUUCUUUGAUUGAAGCAGCUAUCAGACAUCCGGAAGGAGAGCUUUACUAUCCAACUACUAGGCUCAUCUGCUUGGAGAACACACAUGCUAACUGUGGUGGCAGAUGCGUUUCUGUAGAAUACACAGACAGAGUAGGGGAGAUAGCGAAAAAGCAUGGAUUGAAGCUCCACAUUGAUGGAGCACGCAUUUUCAAUGCAUCAGCUGCUCUUGGAGUUCCUGUUCACAGGCUUGUCCAAGCUGCUGAUUCAGUUUCGGUAUGUAUGUCGAAAGGCUUGGGUGCUCCAGUUGGAUCUGUCAUUGUAGGCUCGAAAAGCUUCAUUUCCAAGGCUAAGAGGCUUAGAAAAACCUUAGGUGGCGGCAUGAGACAGGUUGGAAUCUUAUGUGCUGCAGCUUUUGUGGCACUGAAAGAUAAUGUUGGUAGGCUCGAGGAUGAUCACAGGAAAGCGAAAAUGUUUGCAGAUGGACUGAAUCAAAUCAAAGGACUUAAAGUGGACACAGCUUCGGUGGAGACCAAUAUCAUUUUUUUCGACAUUUUAGAAGGUUCAAAUGUUAAGGUGGAAAAUCUCUGCAAGUUUUUGGAGGAGCAUGGCAUACUUAUGCUCCCAGUGAGCGCAUCCAGUGUCAGGAUCGUUCUUCACCACCAGAUCUCAGAGAACGACAUCCAGUAUGCACUGUCAUGCAUUCAGCAAGCUGUUCUUCAGUUUCAAGCAGGAAAUGAUGGGAAAUGAAGCACAUGCAUCUUGACAUUUUGACGGGAAGUCGUUUUCCUACUUGCACAAAAUAACCACCUCCAUCUACAUCUGGAAAGAAAAGGUGCAGAGAUGGUCUUUUCUUUGUAGUAAGAUAACAUGCUAUGGUUGCAGAAUCUUCAAUUGAAUCUGUAUAAAAAACCGUAGACUUUGCAAUUUCCUGGGCUGUUAUUUAUCAUACUUUCCUGCUUAUUAUCA
Molecule: messenger RNA, 2237 nt
Organism: Magnolia sinica
Lineage: Eukaryota; Viridiplantae; Streptophyta; Magnoliopsida; Magnoliales; Magnoliaceae
Product: low-specificity L-threonine aldolase 1-like
Exons: 11
Coding region: 939-2018 (359 amino acids)
Biological process (GO): L-threonine catabolic process; glycine biosynthetic process
Cellular component (GO): cytosol
Molecular function (GO): L-allo-threonine aldolase activity
Source: RefSeq, a predicted model, not a curated record